Nerophis ophidion (straightnose pipefish) is the source of this 1475-nucleotide messenger RNA. RefSeq names its product UNC93-like protein MFSD11. The transcript has 9 exons. NCBI's taxonomy places the organism in Eukaryota, Metazoa, Chordata, Actinopteri, Syngnathiformes, Syngnathidae. The record is from RefSeq and is a predicted model, not a curated record. The annotation marks the transcript as partial.
AUUGUCUCCCCUGCAGUGCUGUGGACGGCUCAAGGACUUUUCCUGGUGGAGAACUCGGAGGCUGCCACCAUCAACAGGAACACAGGGAUGUUCUGGGCUCUGUUACAGUGCAGCAUGUUGUUUGGCAAUCUGUACAUUUACCUGGACUGGAAUGGAAGAACAGAAAUACCAGACAGCAGUAGAAAGAACAUUUUCCUGGCCAUGGUGGUGGCUUCUGUGGUGGGGACUUUGUGCUUCCUGGUGCUCAGGAGUUCUCCUCCCCAAGAGGAGAUCCUUUCUGAGGAGGAAGGAGUGUCUUUGCUGUCUUCACAUGUGGUGUACAAGCACCGAGCGAGCACGGCCCUGCAAGAGAUCAAGGCGGACAUCCAGACCAUUCUGCAGCUGCUGAAGACCAAAACCAUCCUCCUCCUCAGUCCCAGCAUGGCCUACAGCGGCCUGGAGCUGUCUUUCUACAGCGGCGUGUACGGAACAUGCAUCGGAGCCACCGCGCAGUUCGGCGAUUCGGCGAAAGGCCUCAUCGGGAUCUCCGGCAUCAUGGUGGGCGUGGGCGAAAUCAUCGGCGGGGGCUUGUUCGGAUUGAUGUGCAAGAACACUCGCUUCCGGCGCACUUCGGUGGUCUUCCUGGGAAUGGUGGUCCAUUUCGUAGCCUUCUAUCUCAUCUUCCUCAACAUUCCCGAUGAUGCUCCCGUUGUCUUCCACACCGUCACCCAGAAGAGCCCCUUUCUGACUCCAAGCGUGCCCAUCGUCCUGCUGUGCAGCUUCCUGCUGGGCCUGGGAGACAGCUGCUUUAACACGCAGCUCUACAGCAUUUUAGGAUGCGUGUACAUGGAGCGCAGCACGCCCGCCUUCGCCAUCUUCAAAUUCAUCCAGUCUGUUUUCGCAGCAUUGGCGUUCUUCUACAGCGGCGACGUGAUGCUAACGUGGCAGCUCCUCCUCAUGGUCAUCCUGGGCUUCGGCGGCACCCUCUGCUUCUUUAUGGUGGAGCGUAUGUACAACUUCACCACAGAACCGCUGGAAUAACAAGUUAGAAAAAGAACAAACUUCGAUUUGCUCGCCAAUGCAGUUAAACCACGCGUUAUUUCUCUCGUCAUCCUCGCCGCCGCAGGAGCCUUUGCAUAUUUGCUGAUGGCGUGACAUCGCCCGCGCUGUGAUCACAGUUCAUUAACACCACACACACUUUCUAACAUUUAUGGCCACUUUGCAUUCGCCCUCAGCUCAGGUCUGGCCACUUUUUUUGGAAAUAUUUUAUAUGCAUCUCAAACUGUCACUUUAUUGCUUUUAUAGCUCGUCUUUUUUUGUGUUUUUCACUAUCAAAUAUUUCUCAGAAUAGGAGCGCUCGACAAUCUCUGGUCUCCGUUUUUGUACAUUACUGAGUCUUAACAUUUGAAAACUCACACACUGUUUAUUUAAAAGCACUACUAACAAGCCAAAAUCACAUUUUUAUGGAGAAUAAAGCUAAUUGUUUCAUAUAAUAA